AUGCCAAGCAAGAUUGUCAUUAUAGGGGCCGGUUUCGCCGGAGUUUGGAGCGCCCUCUCAGCCAAACGUCUCAUCACUCUCAAGAACAAAGAGCAAGACAUUGAGGUUCUCGUCAUCGCCCCCGAACCAUCGCUGACUCUCCGCCCACGUCUAUACGAGCCUAAUCCCUCAAAGAUGAAACAACCCCUCGCACCGCUUUUUACAUCUGCUGGUAUCGGGUUCUUCCAAGGCACCGUCGAGACAAUCGACACGAACUCGCAGACGGUCCAUGUCAAAUCUCCGUCUGGUGACGAAUCUGAUGUUCGUUACGAUCGGCUUGUUCUUGCAGCCGGAAGCGCAGUGGCGCGACCCAAGAGUGUCACUGGUCUUGAAAAGUAUGCCUUUGAUAUUGAUUCAAUCGCAGCUGCCACUAAGCUUGAGUCUCAUAUCAAGAAUCUGGAGUCCCUUCCCGUCAGCAAAGCCCGCAACACCGUGGUUGUGUGCGGCGGUGGCUUCUCGGGCAUUGAAAUUGCAACAGAGCUACCAAACAUGCUCAAGCACAUUGAGAACCCCCGCAUUGUUCUUGUUGAAAGUGCUCCAGAUGUUGGUCCCGAGCUUGGAGAGGGUCCUCGUCCUACCAUCAUGAAAGCUCUAGAAAGUCUCGGUGUUGAACUCAAGCUCAAUGCUUCCGUUACUUUAGUUGACUCAAAUGGAGUCAAUCUUUCGUCUGCAGAGCGGAUUGAAGCAAUGACUGUCAUCUGGACCGCUGGCGUGCGAGCAACGUCCCUGACUCAGCAAAUUCCUGGGAAGAAGGACAUGCUCUUCAGACUUUACGUCGACCAAGAUCUCCGUGUUCCCGGUUGUUAUCACGUCUUUGCUACCGGUGACGCCGCCCAUGCCGCUACUGAUACAAAAGGCAAUGUUACCAUGCCGUCAUGCCAACACGCCGUUGUCUUGGGCCGUUUCUCAGGACACAACGCAGCAGCAGACCUCCUCGGCGAGCCAACUCUUCCGUAUUCCCAGCCUGGAUACGGUACAUGUCUCGACCUUGGGCCAUGGGGUGCGAUGGUAGCUAAUGGCUGGGACAGGGAGGUCACAGUCACCGGGCAGGUCGCAAAGCAGGUGAAAAGAUACGUCAACCAGAAAGUGAUUAUACUUCCGGAGACUGCCAAAGAGGCACUAGAUGCUGCAGAUCCUGCUUCUUAUGACUCUGAAAGUCGGCUUAAGCUUGUCCUUGGUUUAUUGGGGUGGACGUUGCGCAACUGCAUUAGUAAUGACAGGACAAAACUGGGCUAG
Fusarium redolens is the source of this 1275-nucleotide messenger RNA. RefSeq lists its product as uncharacterized. NCBI's taxonomy places the organism in Eukaryota, Fungi, Ascomycota, Sordariomycetes, Hypocreales, Nectriaceae. Gene Ontology annotation, molecular function: NAD(P)H dehydrogenase (quinone) activity. Bases 1 to 1275 code for a protein of 424 amino acids. Gene Ontology annotation, biological process: aerobic electron transport chain. The transcript has a single exon. The record is from RefSeq and is a predicted model, not a curated record.